AUGAUAUGUUUAAGUUUCACUAAAUCUCAACAUACAAAUAUCCGUACAAAAGAGGAACGUGAAAAAUUUAUUAAAGAAUAUCAUAGAUAUCAAAAAUGUUUAAAAGAGUAUAUGUACUUAAAUUUCAAAUAUGGUUCAAGAUUAUUUAAAUCUGUUAUUGGUUUACGUGGAGGUGGAAUAGAAUUAAAAUGUUUUGAAUGUUUAAAUUCAAGAGAUGCAGAAAGAUUAGAAGAAGCAUGGAAACCAAAUGGAAAUUUUUUUUAUAGAAAAUUUAGUAAAUUUAAAUAUGGAAUAAAGAGAAUGCUUCAAAAUGAUGAAGAAUUAAAAAGUGAAGAGAUUCAUGAUGAUCGUUGGAGAUAUGAUUGGCAAUUGAUGAAACCAGGAAAAAAACAAAAAAGGUGGGUUGUUGUACAAAAAGCUUUUUCAACUUCAAAUGUUAUUAAAAAAAUAUAUUCAACAGUGAAAGAAUUUUUUUCUGAAAAUAAAAAGUUUCGUUAUGGUGAUCAUUUUGAACUUGAAAUUAAUGAUUUAAAUUGGCAUAGUGUUGGUUUUUAUCGUUGUAUUAAUCCAAUUCUUCCUAAUGUUACUUCAGGUGAAUUUUAUUUUGUUGAUGUAGUAAAUGUUCAACCGGUAAAAUUUGUUAAUGCAAAUGAAACAUACUCAAUUUUAGAAUCAAUGAGAAAAGUUUAUAAAGAACAAAAAGUUGAGAGUUAUGGUCGUGUUUCUCCCUGGAGCCAAUGCGAUAUUUGUGAUAGUGAGAAUUCUGUACAAAGACAAACUAUUGAGUGUUAUUUUAGACCUACAAAAGAUGUUGGAUUAAUAGAUUUACAUGAUUCUGAAUUUUCCAUACUUCAAUUUUUUGGAGAAAUUCCCUGCUCAAGCACAUUAGUACCUGUUAAAUAUAGACCAGAUGUUACAUAUUUUAAAAAAUAUUUACGUGUAAAAAAAUGUAAAUUAAAAUGUCAAGAGUAUAAUAAAAAUAUUCAAGUUAAAAAUGUUUUUGGUUUUGAUGAAUCUGGAAAUAGAAUUAUUCUAGAUAAAUUACCUCCUGGUGAAUAUAGUUUACAGGACAGGUUACCAUCAUUACCUCCAGAAGUAAGAAGAGAAUCAUUUAUGAAAACAGAAGGUGAAUAUAUGGUUCUUGAUUGUGGACAUGGUGAUUAUGGUAUGUAUUGGAAAAAAGAAAAUAUUCUCCUUACAGAUAACAUUCUUUUUGAUAAUUAUAAAGGCCGUGUGUAUAUAAACGAAAACUUUCAAUUAGUUUUUGAGUAUACAAUAAUGAAUGAUGGUGGUUUUUAUAGUUGUUAUUCUUCAAAUAGUUUCUUGUUAUCAACAUAUUCUCUUACAAUGUUAGAAAAUUCAAGGUCAGAUGAAAUUAUAAGAGUGAUAAGGAUUAUUGUUAAGCUUGGAAUUGUUCUUUUGAUGAUAGUAUUAAUCCUGUCAGCGGUUCUAAAAACAAAAAAUCGUGGUGAUAAAGUAAAAAAUAAGAAGAAGAAAAAUCAUAAUAUUAAAAAUAAAAAUGAAGAGGAAAAAGAUAACUUAGAUAAUGACAAGGAUAAAUUAAAUAAUUAA
Strongyloides ratti is the source of this 1572-nucleotide messenger RNA. RefSeq lists its product as hypothetical. Lineage: Eukaryota; Metazoa; Nematoda; Chromadorea; Rhabditida; Strongyloididae. The transcript has 2 exons. The record is from RefSeq and is a predicted model, not a curated record. Bases 1 to 1572 code for a protein of 523 amino acids.